UCAAAGUUCAUCCCUGGUGUUAGUUUGGUUUAAAAAAGUGAAUUAUUUCAUGUCAAUGCAAGGUGUUAUGAUGUUUCGUGGUUGUUGAGUGUUUCUUUAUUAUAUAGCAAUUUGUCACUCGGAUGGAUUGCAGAUUAUGCUAAAAAGAAACAAUCAGUAGUUUCAAUAAUAAUCUAGCAAAAUGCUGAUAAAGGAGUACAGAAUACCUCUUCCACUCACAGUGGAAGAGUAUCAAAUUGCACAGCUUUAUAUGAUAGCAAAGAAAAGUAGAGAAGAGAGCUCUGGUGAAGGCAGUGGUGUUCAAAUUAUAGUAAAUGAACCAUAUGAAGAUGGUCCUGGUGGAAAAGGUCAGUACACUCAGAAAGUUUACCAUGUAGGGAGCCAUUUGCCAGGCUGGUUUAAAAGUCUACUUCCAAAGUCUGCCUUGACCGUAGCAGAAGAGGCUUGGAAUUCUUAUCCAUACACCAAAACAAGGUAUACUUGUCCAUUUGUUGAAAAAUUUUCACUUGAAAUUGAGACUUAUUAUUUUGCUGACAACGGUCACCAAGAAAAUGUAUUCAAGUUAUCUAAAAGUGAUUUAAAAAAUAGAAUAGUGGAUUUUAUAGAUAUUGUUAAAGAUCAGACCAGUGAAUAUAUAAAAGAGGAAGAUCCAAAAUGUUAUGUUUCACAGAAAUGUAACAGAGGUCCGCUCUCUGAUAAUUGGUUGGAAGACUACUGGAAAGAAGUGCAAGGGAAGCCACAACCUUUACCAAAUGGAAAAUCUCUUAUGUGUGCAUACAAACUUUGUAGAGUUGAAUUUAAAUAUUGGGGUAUGCAAACAAAGUUAGAGAAAUUUAUUGAUGAUGUUGCCUUACGAAAAACGAUGGUCAGGGCUCAUCGUCAAGCAUGGGUUUGGCAAGAUGAGUGGCAUGGUCUCACCAUGGAUGACAUUCGUGAAAUCGAAAGGCAAACUCAAUUAGCUCUGCAAAAGAAAAUGGCAGGAGAAACAAGUGAUGAGCAAGAUGUGUCUGAAGAAAAUUCAAAGUCACUUGCAGCUACAAUGAGUAGUUUAGAAAAAAAUGAAGACUUAGAUACUCCUUUGACUACUAAGAAAUCAAAUGUUGAAAAGAGAGUUCCCAAACAUUUGUCUCCAGAGAGCACUCCACCACUGGAACAGAAGAGUUCCAUGAAAAGUAAUUUAAGAUCAUCAUCUUCAGGAUCUAUAAAAAGCUUGCAAGCGCAAGUUGCUAAUUGGCGAAUGGAAACACUUGUGAGAGAAUCAGAAACGGAAACUGGAUCUGAAGAUGAAUUUUAUGAUUGUGAAUCAUCAUUCAACAAAUGGUCCUCCAUGUGUUCUCUUGAUGAAAUGGAAAUUGAUAUAUCACCAACUCAGGGUGAUCAUAGUCAAGAUGACAGUAUUUUCAAUCCAACAUUCUUAAAAAGAGUAACCUCAGAGAGGGGUUCGCGUCGCAUAAUUACUUUCCAAAGUCAUCAAAGUAUGGAUGGUUGCCCCGAAACACCGAUACUCAGUUCAUGCCCGACUACAGUAUUAGUACUAGUAUUUCACGCUGGUAGUGUUCUCGAUGCAACUAUUGACAUGGCGGCAAAGAAAUCGGACGUGACAACAUUUAAAGGCGCUUUUGAAUCUGUAAUGCGCCAACAUUAUCCAACUUUAGUUGGUCAUAUUGCAAUGAAACUAGUUUCAUGUCCUUCUAUUACUACAGAAGCAUUAGGCAUUUUGUCUACGUUAAGUCCUUAUAGCUUUGAUUGUUCCCCAUCCACAUUGGAAACUCCUUCCAUGACGAAUGAUCUAAUACCUAUUGGUGCUAUUCCUUUGCUAGCUACAAGCUCUCCUGAUUAUGUUGAUGCGGUUACGAAAACUAUAGCUUCGGCUAAUACAGUUUAUAAUGAGUUCCUCAAAUCUGAUGAUGGCAAGGGUUUUAAUGGUCAAGUAAGUAUUGUUGCUGAUAGCAUGGGUUCACUAUUAGCCUAUGAUGCCCUAUGUCGUACCGUGCAAUAUCAAUCACGUCAUGACAGCGAAAAUAGUGUUUUAAAUACUGAAAUUACUAUUCCCAAUGAACCAAGUGAUAAUUAUUUGAACAAAUCGCUUUUGCAAGCGCCCACUCCACGCAGGCGAUCAUCUUCCACAAGUGAUAAUCAGACGAAGUUGGAAUUUGAAGUAAAUGACUUUUUUACUUUUGGUAGUCCUCUGCCUUUAAUUUUAGCCUCAAGAAAAAUUGCGGAUGACAAAACACGGGAUAUUAUGAAGCCACCCGUACAGCAAGUGUACAAUUUGUUUCAUCCAACAGAUCCGGUUGCGGCCAGGUUAGAGCCGCUAUUGUCCGCUAGAUUCACGAACUUACCACCUAUAAAUGUUGCUCGCUAUGCGAAGUAUCCUCUCGGUAACGGGCAACCCUACCAUUUAAUGGAAUUGAUACAAAGCGAUCCUCAGCUGUUUGGUGACCAUUUACAAAUGCCGCCAACACCAAUAUUGCGACGUCUUUCUGAGGCUUCCGUUCAAAGUACUGUCAGCGGCUUGGUCGAUAAUAUACCAUUGAUAACGAUGAAUGCUUUACAGCAGAAAUGGUGGGGUUCUAAACGACUUGAUUAUGCCCUAUACUGCCCCGAAGGCUUAUCGAACUUUCCCACAAAUGCGUUACCACAUUUAUUUCACGCCAGCUAUUGGGAAAGCUCUGAUGUGAUCGCCUUUAUUUUGAGGCAAGUCGGUCAUUUCGAUUUAGCUUUUUACGGCCACGUCGAAGACAAAGAUAGUACAUUGUUCAAACCGGGACAAGAAAGAGAAAAGUGGAUUCGAAAACGUACGUCUGUUAAACUGAAGAACGUCGCUGCCAAUCACAGAGCUAAUGACGUUAUAGUGAAAGAAGGGUCUCCUCAAACAUUUACAGCAAGGUUUAUGUAUGGGCCGUUGGAUAUGAUAACUUUGACGGGGGAGAAAGUAGAUAUACACAUGAUGAAGGACCCUCCAGCUGGCGAGUGGACCUUAUUAUCAACUGUGGUGACUGAUAAAACUGGAAGGAUAACUUACACAUUGACUGAGAAGCAAAGUGUCGGUUGUGGCGUAUAUCCAGUGAAGAUCGUGGUACGCGGCGACCACACAAGUUGCAACUUCCAUCUAGCUGUAGUGCCUCCACAAACCGAGUGCGUGGUAUUCAGUAUCGACGGCUCCUUUACAGCAAGCGUAUCGGUGACAGGUCGCGACCCUAAGGUGAGAGCCGGAGCAGUCGAUGUCGUCCGUUUCUGGCAAGAUCUCGGCUACCUUAUCAUUUACAUAACGGGCCGACCAGACAUGCAACAAAGAAAAGUGGUAUCGUGGCUAGCUGAACACAAUUUUCCUCACGGAUUGGUCUUUUUCUCCGAAGGAAUUUCAACGGACCCACUGGGUCAUAAGGCUGCGCAUCUGAACAGUCUGAUAAAUGAUCACGGUAUAAUACUGCAAGCUGCCUACGGGUCCGGGAAAGAUAUUAGCGUUUAUCAUAACUGCGGUCUGUCUCCAAAGCAGGUGUAUGCAAUAGGUCGUAUCAGUAAAAAGUACACAAAUAUGGCAACAACUCUGAGUGACGGGUACGCGUCGCACCUGGCAGAUUUGCGGCAGCCGGGAGCGGUGCGUGCGGCACGCGGCAACGCACGCCUCCUCGUGCCUCGUCGACUCCUCGCCCCGGUUAGUAGUGCCACCACUCGUAAUCGCCGUUAAAACUAUGUUUUUAAGUCUCUUUUUAAAGUUUUUUGACAAAGUAUUAGAUACCCUGUAUUUUGAUGUAAUUUAAAUUAUAUACGUGUAUUAUUUCCUCGUCUCUACCUAUUUUUAGCGUAUUUCUUAAAAAUGACACGCUUUUUACAGUAUUCGUUUGAUGCUUCCACGUUGUUAGGAUGUGGAGGUUGCGCAAUAAAAACUGUUGCGAUGUUGUCUAUACAAAAAGGUUUAUGAAUAUUGAAUGUUAAAUAUAAAUACUUGAAGUCACUGUGUACCUAACUAAUUUGUAUUGAAUCUUGUUAUUUCUGCCUCAGCUAGUGUUGAUGUAAUCGUUUGUAUAGUAGAUAUUUAUUGUUGUGUCAGGAGGGCUAGAAUCUCUUGUCUGCGUUCUUAUUUAUAUUCUAGUCUUUGUAAGUUAGGUAAUGAUCUGAUUUUAUUAAAAAAAAUAUAUUCCUAAUGUAAUUCCAUAAUUUAUAAAAGGAAGGGGAUCUCCUUUGACUAAACGCUUUAUAACGCCUAAGGCCAUAUAAAUUUUUAAUUGAUGACCUGGUCUAAGGUGUAAAUUUCUAAGACUAUUAAAUAUAUUUGGAAUCUUUAUGUUUGCAUCACCCUGUGUGAUAUAUUUUUAAUGUAAUCUUGACAUUCGAUUCGUUUAGAUGACUCAUUAGUAAAGAAUCUGUGCGAUGCUUUGAUCUGAAUAUGUAUGUUUUUUUGUUCGAAGUACCGAAUCAAUAUUGAACGAUGAAUUUUGCCAUAGCGCUUUUACUCAGACUUUGUUGAUGUUGACUUAUCUGCCAAUAAAUGCACCUUCAGGCAUAUAAUUUUAUCGAAUUCCACUCGAGUUUCAUCUCUUUGCUGUUUAAUAUUUAAAUUAUGUUUGUUAGAUAUAAGAUUGUCUUUUUUUAUCAGGAAAUUAUAAUUUCAGGGUUCUACUUCGGUAGUGUAUUUAUAUUCGGUACCCAUUGCAUUCUGGCUUUAGGUACUAAAUAGUUACUAUAUUUAUACUGAAAUUUUACUAGUCCUUGUUUUCCGUAGAUGACAUUUUUACAAUUUUUUUAUAACUUAUACUUUUCUCUUUAGAAUAUGGCAAGUCACGAUAACCAAGUAACAGAGUCUUUUCUGUUGUCACCUGUACAAAAAAAAAUACACUCUUAUAAAUGAACUUAUUCUUAAUUUAUACAAGAGGAACAUUAUUAAACAUAUUAUUUUAAGACGCCCUUAAAUUGUUAACGCUUCUAAUUAUGCCUUUACGGAAUAAAGUGGUGAGAACUCGAAAAACGAAAUUGUUACUUGUUUUCGUAAGUUUACUUUAAGUAAACUGUCUUUCAUACUCUCGUUUUAUAGUUUUAUGUCUAGAUGUAAGGACUAUGUUUAAGACAAAUUGUAGUACAUGUUAAAUUAGAUAUGUUGUGUUUAGUCAAUAACGUAGACAAUUCCAUCAAUGUAGCCAGGUUUAUGUUUACUAGGCGAAGUCGGUCAAGGCAUUUGUCGUAAAUUGUAAUGAACGCUAACGAUUGACCGCACCCACCUCUAUUAUUUGAACCGCUUAAUUAGUGGACACUGCCCAUACACGUGAAUUUCCAAUUAGAAAAUUAAAAUGUUUUUUUUUUAUGUUAAACAGUGGUAUAGGAAAAAUGUUAUAAUAUGAUACGAACAGCUAAUUAAAAUCUGAUAUUCCAUCUUAUUGCGUAAUUCGCGCAACGAUUUCUUCUUUCCUAAUAUACGUAAAUAUUAUUAUGACAAAUUUUAUAUUGCCGUCAUUUCAAAAUAUCGCGUAUUUUAUGUUCAACGAAGUAGGGUGGAUGACACCUUUUCAUAUAACUUCGUUUCCAAAUUGUGAUAGGACUAAAUAUUUUAAGAAGGUCAAAAGGAGGGGCUCAGUUUUGCCAAAACCAGGUCGUGCUUGUUUGUAGUUAUAUUCAACCCUGGUUAUGUAUAGUAUAUAAUGCUUGCCGUGCCAAUUUAAGACCUAGAUCUCGAACUUGUAGCUGACUACAUCAACAAUAACGGGAAUUUUGUUGUGUUACAACUUUUUUUUAGUAACAAUGUAAUGUUUAAUGAUUUAACACUCACAAUCUAAUAGCCAGAAAGGCCUUUUUGAACUUUAUUGACCCGUCAAGUGACAAUGUAUUAUACCUGUCAGAUCAUGGAAGCCAUAGUAAUGGAAUUGCGUUGAAAGACUAACCGUGAGUUUCUGAGACCAAAGUCCACGUUUGAACUAUAUGGUUACCUCUGUUUUUUUUCUCAAAGAUAAUGAAAGAUGACGAUAUGAUUUAUACAGGGAAUUUUAGUAUUAGAAACCAACGGUACGUGGUGGUGGUCGUCUACAUCUUCUAUAAACAUAUAAAGUAUGAUGAAAAGAUUUGUGUUUUUGUAGUCGCUAAAUUACGAUAAUACGGCGAUUUCAAGCUAAACUUGUAUUUUGUAUAAGUUGAUUGUGACCAAAUAUAACUAUGUACUUACAUUCGUUUUCAAAAUAGCAUUUGCCUUGAUAGUUUCUCAUCUGUUUAGAUUCAAUUUAACAAAACAAUGACCGUGAAAAUAGCUGUUACAUGUUAACGUUCCUCCCAUUAUACUUUUAUUACAGCAGAUCCGACCUAAAGAUGCCAGAUUUGCUUACACGUGAAUCAUAAUUUAGUACGUAUUUAGCGGAACGUGCUAACAAAAAUAUCUCAUUAGCACUAAUCGAGAGGAAAACUUUGCUGUAAACUACGAUUUGAAUAAAAAAUUACUUUAAAUUUGAAUAUUAUACUGGGUGUUAGUAACGGUUUUAACUCUAUUACGGCCUUGGCUUGAUUUCUACGGCGCACUCUUUUUAUUACCAUGCCUAUGGCGCCCCUUUCUGUUCAGCGUUUAGGCCGUCUCCCAACCUCCCUACUCCAAAGCCGGUAUAGCUUACUGGGUGUGUCUAAGUAAAUAUCGUUGUUUUUAGUCUUUCGCUUCUCGGUUCCUUGUCUUCGUACCUUAUGUAGCAUAUAACCUUCCAUAAAAAUUCUUUUGUCAAAUGCAAAAACGUGAUUUGAAAUCCAAAUACAUAGUAGUUUUUGAGAUUAGUACAGUCAAACAAAGGAACCUCUCCUCUGUUCAAUUUGGGACAUAUUACUACUGUUUAGUACGCCUUCAAACUGUCUUCCCCAAAUUGGAUUAAAGGCGUGACAGAAUAAUUGUUUACGGGUUAAAAAUAAUAUUGGCCCAUUUUUUGAGUCCUAAUGGUAUUGUGAGUCAACAUGUCUGGAAGACCUAAAGGUGUUUUGGGUUAUUCUGGAAAAACGUUACAAACAGGAAGAUUUCGUUGUAAGCAUUUCUUAUGUCUGUUUACAGUCAUGUUGGCUGUGUGCGGCUUCAUUCGCGAGGUCGGCCCGUUUUCCUAUAUAUAAAUACGCUUUGCUGUUUCAGACAAAAUACUAUGUUGAUGUAUCCAAUAUCUUGUAGUUUGUAGAGUAAAAAUUCAUGUGGUGUUAUCUCAGCUUUUUAUUAUUUGAAUAUCCAAAGUAUUUCUAGCGUAAUAGGUACCUUGACAAAAAUAUUUUUAUAUUUAUUUACAUUCAGAGUAAAAUAUUUAAAAUUUUAA
Papilio xuthus (Asian swallowtail) is the source of this 7262-nucleotide messenger RNA. It is a transcript of the gene rdgB, whose product is annotated as retinal degeneration B. Gene Ontology annotation, biological process: phospholipid transport. Gene Ontology annotation, cellular component: cytoplasm. Bases 182 to 3691 code for a protein of 1169 amino acids. NCBI's taxonomy places the organism in Eukaryota, Metazoa, Arthropoda, Insecta, Lepidoptera, Papilionidae. The transcript has 2 exons. Gene Ontology annotation, molecular function: phosphatidylinositol transfer activity; metal ion binding; phosphatidylcholine intramembrane carrier activity. The record is from RefSeq and is a predicted model, not a curated record.